Messenger RNA from Canariomyces notabilis, 654 nucleotides. RefSeq lists its product as uncharacterized. Bases 105 to 464 code for a protein of 119 amino acids. The transcript has a single exon. The record is from RefSeq and is a predicted model, not a curated record. NCBI's taxonomy places the organism in Eukaryota, Fungi, Ascomycota, Sordariomycetes, Sordariales, Chaetomiaceae.
CCCCCAAAGUCCCCUUAAGACGAUCUGGUUGAUCCGUUCUCCCAUCCCAAAAGCUGCACACCCAAGCACAUGCUUCCCGCCGAAAUUGCAUCCUCUAGCUCACCAUGACGUCUCCUCCUGGGCCCGGAUUCCCAUCUCGACCCGGAGCCCAUCCCCAUCCGAUCAGUGCACACAGAAUGGAUGACUCUAAAGACGAUCCCCCGUCUUGCUCCACCGCACCGCACAGUGCGCGCCUUCAUUGCAGUCUCGGAGAGUUUGAGACGGGGAUGAUGCUUGCCGACUUGCAUACGAACAAGAGCACCGUGCUUCGACUUCACGCUCGGAAGCUAGGACCAGACCGGAUGGCAAGAGAGAAGGUUAACGUUGCGAUCAAUGCACAACUCACCAUACCUCAAGUAUCUGGAUUCUGCCAUCUUGACAAACGAUUAACGGGCAUAAGGUCGUGGCUGAUACCGGGCAGAUGAUGCUGGUGGUAGGUAGAAAGGACACGACCGGUGUAAACGACCCCUCCUUGUGAAACCUGGAAAUAAGGUCUUCCGUGAAACAGCUGAAUCCCUAGAAAGGGCUCAUUCAACUGUCUCUCGCCUGCAUGUAGACGUAGAGUAACUAGACCCAACAUCGCCGGAAGCACCACAUCUUAUCAAUGCUCCAAGG